UUUCCUGCGUCAGAUAGUAUUCUCCAAUGGCUAAAGGUGACUAAAUCUCAGUUAUCUGAGUGUCGUCCUCUGGGAAGAGAUGAUGGACGACUCCGGCGGUGUCCAGAUGGCGAGGGCGCUGAAGCACGCAGCCCUGUGCCUGAUGCUGCUGCCCCGGUUCCUCCUGGCCGCCGUCAUGCUCUGGCUCCUGGAUUUCUUGUGCAUCAGAAGAAAAGUGCUGCUGAAAAUGGGCGAGCGCCUGGACAGCCCGGAUGACCCGCCGGUGUGCGUCUCCGACUCCAACAAGAUGUUCACCUGGGAGUCCCUCAGGGCCGUGUGGCACGGCCAGAAGCUGGACUUUCUCAAAUCGGCGCACCUCGGAGAGGCUGCGCCCAACACCGAGGUGGUGCUGGUCCAGGAGCGGCGGCAGGUCCGGAUCCUGGACUGCACGAAAGGGAAGAGACCGCUGGUCCUCAACUUUGGCAGCUGCUCCUGACCGCCGUUCAUGACGCGCCUGGCGGCGUUCCAGCGCGUCGUCAGGCAGUAUACGGACAUCGCGGACUUCUUGGUCGUAUACAUCGAGGAGGCGCACCCGUCAGACGGCUGGGUGAGCUCCGACGCGCCUUACCAGAUCCCCAAGCACCGCUGCCUGGAGGACAGGCUGAGAGCCGCGCAGCUGAUGCUCACCGAGGUGCCAGAGAGCAACGUGGUGGUGGACAACAUGGACAACUCGUCUAACGCCGCGUAUGGAGCCUACUUUGAGAGACUUUACAUCGUGAUGGAUGAGAUGGUGGUGUAUCAGGGAGGGAGGGGUCCGGAGGGCUACCGGAUCUCAGAACUGAAAAACUGGCUGGAGCAAUACAGGAAGGAGGUGGUGGACCCCCAGUCUGCGGUUCUGUGUGUGUAGCUGCUCUGUCCUCUGCUUUAGUGUCCAACCCACAGUGCAAAAUAUCCAGAUGCUGCUAUCCAACGAUCACUCAUGGCACAUUAUAUUAUAUUUGUUGUUUCUCCUGCAGGACUGUCAGAUAGAGGUUCAGCCUUUAGCCUAUAGAUUGUAGGCUGCUAAAACUGUGUUGUCAUGACUUUUAAUUGAUUCCUCUAUUUUUAUUGUAUGGGGGGAAAGUGUUUGAAUCUAUUGAAACUGGGUUCAGUUAGUGAACGCUCUAUUUUUCUACUGUGUGUGUGUGUGUGUGUGUGCGUAAAGGAGCGCGCGUUCAGCUUAAUAUCUCACUCUGGCGUCUGUGUGAAGUUCGGUUUUUAAAAGGCGCAUCCAGAAAACCGACACUGAUGUUUCUGACACUAGAAGCAGAGCAAUAUUAGCUGGAUGAUCUCUCCCUAUGUGGUUCACUGCCAAAUGUGACGUUAAAAACGAUGUAACUGAACAAAUAUGUCUUGUUUUUUAAUAAAAUUCAGAUCAGAUGGAGGGGGGGAAAUACAUUAAAGGAUUUUUUUAUAUUUA
Molecule: messenger RNA, 1438 nt
Organism: Cyprinodon tularosa
Lineage: Eukaryota; Metazoa; Chordata; Actinopteri; Cyprinodontiformes; Cyprinodontidae
Product: thyroxine 5-deiodinase-like
Exons: 1
Molecular function (GO): thyroxine 5'-deiodinase activity
Source: RefSeq, a predicted model, not a curated record